This is a messenger RNA of Ambispora leptoticha, 1112 nucleotides long. NCBI's taxonomy places the organism in Eukaryota, Fungi, Glomeromycota, Glomeromycetes, Archaeosporales, Ambisporaceae. The record is from the annotation of a GenBank genome assembly.
AUGUCUCAACAAAUUAAAGCUAUUAUUGUUCACGAGCCUUUCGGCGAAUUCAAAUUCGGUUAUGUCGAUAAACCAACUCCGAAACCCAACGAAUUACUAGUCAGAAACAAGGCUGUUGCAAUCAAUCCAGUUGAUUGGAAAAUGCAAAAAUAUAAUGUCUUGGUUGAAGGCUACCCGAUUGUGCUUGGUUGCGAUGGAGCUGGAGUUGUUGAAUCUGUUGGUUCGGAAGUUACUAAAUUUAAACCGGGAGAUGCAAUAUUCACAUAUCCUAGAUUGGGAGAAAGAAAUGGAUAUGGAACUUUUGCCGAGUAUACAUUGUAUGACGAAAAUUUAGCGUUUAAAAAACCCGAAAACCUUUCAUUUGAAGAAGCUUCUACUAUUUCUGUUGGCUUACUUACAGCAGCCCAUGGGCUGUAUCUUGGACUAAAAUUGCCUCUUCCUUCCAAACAGCAUAAAUAUGCGGAGCCUGAAUAUAUAUUGAUCUGGGGAGGUGCUAGUUCAGUUGGCGCAUAUGCCGUCCAACUCGCUCGUUUAUCAGGUUUAACGGUAAUUGCAACAGCUUCCGCACGUAAUACUGAAUAUCUUAAAUCGCUUGGCGCAGAGCACGUCAUCGAUUAUAAAAGCCCCAAUGCUGUCUCUCAAAUCCAAGCCCUAACAAAAAAUAAACUCAAAUAUGCAUUUGAUGUCAUCUCUCCAGAAACUGCCACACUUGCCACAGAAACUUUAUCUGAUGGAGGAAAAAUAGCUUGGACUGCAGGUGAACCUAAAUUAAAAAGCGAUAAGGUUGAAGCUAUUCAAGUCGAGUUAGGCACGGUUUACAAAGUUCCAGAUCUGUAUAAAGCUACUAUAGAUCUAAAAGAAGAACUUGAACCGCUGAUUCAUAAUGGCUCGAUCAAGAAUAAUACUGUUCAAUUGGUUUCUGGAGGUUUGGAAACUGGUGUUCUUGAAGCUUUGAAGCUUAAUGAAAAAGGUGUUAGUGGUAAAAAGUUAGUUGCCGAAAAUAAGGCGUUGUACGCCUUACUUGGAACUACUGUUAAAUUUAUCAUAAGAGAAGGCUACAAAGAUUAUCGUGACUGGAAACGCCAAAGUGUAUCCAAUGCUAAAGAAAAAUC